Molecule: messenger RNA, 6129 nt
Organism: Drosophila mojavensis
Lineage: Eukaryota; Metazoa; Arthropoda; Insecta; Diptera; Drosophilidae
Gene: f
Exons: 12
Coding region: 44-5728 (1894 amino acids)
Biological process (GO): actin filament bundle assembly
Cellular component (GO): cytoplasm
Molecular function (GO): actin filament binding
Source: RefSeq, a predicted model, not a curated record
AGCUCCAUGCGAGCUGGUGUCCGAGUCGAGCUCGAGCACGAACAUGCCCAGCGGCGGGCCACUGUCCGCGGGUCUCUCGGCGCGACCGGUCAUCGUUUGGAACGGCGCUCAGUAUACGGCGAGCAGCAGGGAAUUGGAGCUGGAGCUGCUGCGACGUGAUUACGGCUUGGAUGAGCGCAUGCUGGAGGCGACGCUGGUGCCGCGCUACAAACGCCACAAGCCGCAGGCGAGCGCCAAAAACGCGCACGUGCGUCAUACGCGUGCACCGUACAGCACGGCUGCAGCUGCCUCAGAUUGGAUACUGCGGCAGGGCCAUAGCAGCGUCUCCCAAAUUAACUUUCAUCCCUGGACGGAGCUGGGCGAACGCAAAUUCUCGCACUUCGAUUUGGUGCCGUGGCGGCGCACGCGCAGCGCCUUGGACUUGAGCUCGGUGGCGGAUUACAGUGGGCGUGGCAGCGAGACGCUGCACGUGGCAGAGAAGACGCUGCGCGGCCUCGAGAAGCUCGAGCUGCGCCACAAUCGCCGUCGCCUGCAGCGAGCCCGCUCCACGCAGCAGGGUCUGCGGCGCCAGGUGCGGGUGCGUCUCAUAUUCUCCAUUGAGCUGCGUCACAAGCGCAUGGAGCUGCUGCGGCAGACGGCGCUGCCGAUGCGCGUCUUCGAGCAGCGGUUCGCGAUCAGCGAGAACGAAAGCGCCGCCUACGAGCGCAUCCUGCUGGACGCCAACGCGGGCGUCGAACAGCACGUCGGCUACUUCAGCAGGCGCUCGAACUCCCAGCCAGAUGCUGUCCCGCAGGACGACGAGCAGCAGCAGCUGGUGGUUGACUUCGCCAGCGAAACUGAGGCCGAAGACCCAGAGGCUGAGACGCAAUACGCAACCAUAGCGAAUGCACCGCAGGCCAAGCCACAGGAGCAGCCGCAGUCGAGCGAAAAGAAGCCAGCGGAUCAGAGCAAAGUAUCCUUCGUCACAGUCGAGGAAACAGCCAAAGCGCAGCCAGCUGCAAAAGUGCCAUGUGUCAAGUGUCGCGAUAUUGCCAUCAAAUUGAGAACUAUCAAUGACUAUGCGCUCAACCCGAAUCAGCACUUGAAGCACACGAACAACGGCCACAACUACAACGUUAAGCUAAAUAAGCUGCACAGCAGCAGCAGCAAUAUUAGUCACAGCACCAACAACAGCAACAACAUCAACAACAACAAUAUUAAGAGCAAAAGCAAUCACAAUCUGAGCAGAAUGCAUGCCCAUCAGCUGGACUCGUACUUGGCGGGCAUGCCCAUCGGCCUGAACAUGUCCGGGCCAAUGCAUCCGGGUUCGAUUUCUGGCAACGAAAGACCCAACGGAGGCGCACUGGCACUGCAUUAUGCGGCGGCAAGGGGCUGCCUGGACUGCGUCCAGCUGCUGGUAGCCGCAUCUGUAGACAUUUGCGCCAAUACGCAAAUGGACAAUGAUGUCACGCCCGUUUAUCUGGCCGCCCAGGAGGGGCAUCUGGAGGUGCUCAAGUUUCUGGUGCUUGAAGCUGGCGGCUCGCUCUAUGUGCGCGCACGCGACGGAAUGGCACCGAUCCAUGCCGCUUCACAAAUGGGCUGCUUGGAUUGCCUCAAAUGGAUGGUCCAGGAUCAGGGCGUGGAUCCGAAUUUGCGCGAUGGUGACGGUGCCACGCCACUGCAUUUUGCCGCCUCGCGUGGCCAUCUGUCGGUGGUGCGGUGGCUGCUCAACCACGGCGCCAAAUUGUCACUGGACAAAUAUGGCAAAUCGCCGAUCAACGAUGCGGCCGAGAAUCAGCAGGUGGAGUGUCUCAACGUGCUCGUGCAGCACGGCACCACCGUCGACUACAACAACAAGAACAACACACAGCGCCACAAGUCGCAGCACCAACAUCAGCAUCAGCAACAGCAACAACAGCAGCAACAAUUGCAGCACAUGAGCAGCAGCUGCAACUCGAACACGAAUUCGAGCAAGCAGACGAGCCGCAGCAACACAAUCAAGUCAAAGUCCUCAUCCACGCUCAGCUCCGAUGUGGAGCCAUUCUACUUGCAUCCGCCAGCUGUGACGGCAGCAGCUGCCGCAGCGGGCGUCGGCCUGGGCGUCGGCAUCACGCGCAAGAACAGCGACGCCCUGUACUCGCAGCAGUCGCGCAGCUCCUCGGAGAAGCUCUACGGCUGCAAUGGGGCAGCGGGCGGGGCUGGUGGUGCUGGCGGCAGCUCGAGCGCCGGCGGCGCACUGCUGCCCAACGAUGGGCUCUAUGUGAACCCGAUGCGCAAUGGGGGCAUGUAUGCCACGCCCUCGCCGAACGGCAGCAUCUCGGGCGAGUCGUUCUUCCUGCACGAUCCGCAGGAGAUCAUCUACAAUCGGGUGCGCGAUCUGUUCGUCGACUCGGACUGCAGCAGCGUGAAGCAGCACCAGAUGCCGCAUCCAUUGCACUCGCUGCAAUCGAAGGCCGGCAAUGCGAUCAUGACCAUCCAGGCCGAUGUCCACUCCAGUUCGAGUGGCGCCGGCAGCGGCUCCGACGAGUCCGUCUCCAUCGCGUCCAGCUUCAACUCGCCAAAGAGCAGCAGUCAUCAUCACAGUCACAAUCAUCUCCAGCAUCAGCAGCAGCAGCAGCAGCAGCAUCAGUUGCGCAGCCAGAGCUUCAAUAGGCAUGGCAGCAGCGGCAACAUCAGCACUAGCAGCAAUCUAAAGAACAACAACAACAACAAUAAUAACAGCAGCAGCAACAGCGGCAAUAACAACAGCAACUACAAGCAGCACAAGAGCAGCAGCAGCAACAUCAGCACCAAUGGCAAUCAGAAUGGCGAUCACGACUACGAGGAUAUAUAUUUGGUGCGCGAGGAGUCACGCAAGCAACAUCAGCACCAGCAUCAGCUGCAGCAGCAGCAGCAACAGCAACAGCAGCAACAACAGCAGCAACAGCAGCAACAACAGCAGCAACAGCUGCAGCACAAAUACAGCGUGGGCAGAUCGCGUUCCCGUGACAGUGGCUCCCAUUCGCGUUCGGCCAGCGCCAGCUCCACGCGCAGCACCGAUGUUGUGCUGCAGUACAGCAAUCAUCACUUGAACAACAAGCGCAGCAAUUACAACAACAGCAGCAACAACAAUAAUAAUAACAGCAACAACAACAACACUAGCAACAGCAACAACAACAACGGCAACAUGAGCGUAUUGAAUCGCAACAAGUCGCAUUCGAUGAUUGGUCUGCACAGCAGUAAAUACGAUUCGAGCCUGAAGGAUAGCUACAGCGCCAAGAACGUGAAUCUGAAUCUGAAGAAUCAGCUGCUCAAUGGCGGCAUCAAGAGCGACACCUACGAGAGUGUCUGCCCGCCCGAGGAUGUGGCCGAGCGCACCAAGCAGACGCACAAGAACUCCAUGAUACGCAACAAUCUGGCGGACGCUGGCCUGCUCAGCAGCAAUCCCAAUAUCUCAAUGCACAGCAACAAUCACAGUCACAACAACAACAACAACAAUAACAGCAGCAGCAGCAAUAGCAACAUCAACAUGAUCAGCAACACCAACAGCGGCAGCACCAACAGCAUCAAUCAAAAUGGCGCCAACAACGGCAACAGCAACAUGAAUAGAAACUUGAAACGUGUCUCCUCGGCGCCGCCCAUGCAGAAUCUGGCCGUGGUCAAUGGACCACCGCCGCCGCCUUUGCCGCCUCCACUGCGUGCGCCUGUGCAACGGAACAACUUGAAUGCGGAGCACUCUGGCAAUAACCACAACAACAAUUCGAACAACAAUUCGAACAACAGCUCCAACAACAAUUCAAACAACAACAUCUAUAAGAAGAAUCACUUUGGCCUCGCAUCGCCAGCGGCAAAUGCUCAAACCACGCCCACAAAUGCCGCCUCAAGUGGUGCACAUGAAGCCGUCGACUCGGACUCGGGCCUGGAGGUUGUCGAGGAGCCCAGCCUGCGUCCCUCGGAGCUGGUGCGUGGCAAUCACAAUCGCACCAUGUCCACCAUAUCCGCGAACAAGAAAGCCAAGCUCCUCAAUGGCAACGGCAACAGCAACGGCAGCAGCAACGGUACCAUUGGCGCCUCUGCUGGCGCAACAACAGCAGCAGCUGUUGCCGCCGCCGCCGCCGCCGCUGCUGGCAAUGGUGAGCCGCACUACCAGCAGGCCUCGAAUGGCAGCAUCUAUGGCUACGCGGAGGGCCCUGGCGGCAAGCAGCGCAGCGGCGCCAGCAGCAGCAGCAGCUACCAGCCCUCGCACUAUCACCAGCAGCAACACCAGCAGCAGCAACACCAGCAGCAGCAACAGCAGCAACAGCAGCAACAGCAGCAGCAAUCCAUUUAUUCGCCCAGCAUCUAUGGCGUGGGUUCAUCUGCAGAGGAUCACUAUGAGCUGCAGCAGUCGCAGUAUGGCGGCAGCUACAAUGGCGAGGGCGCUGCCGUGCGUUCAGGUGGCCCCAAUUUGGUCAACAAGCAGCUGGUGCUGCCGUUUGUGCCGCCCAGUUUUCCCAACAAAUCACAAGACGGCGUCACGCAUCUCAUCAAGCCGUCCGAGUAUCUGAAGAGCAUCAGCGAUAAGCGUUCGUGUCCAUCCUCGGCCCGCUCCACGGAUACGGAGGACUACAUGCAAAUCCAGAUCGCCCAGCAGCAGCAUCAGCAGCAUCAUCACCAUCACCAGCAUCCGCACCAGCACCAGCAUCAGCAUCAUUCGCAUGCCCUGGGCGUUGGUGAGCAGCCGCCGUUGCCACCGCCGCCGCCACCAUUGCCGCACAUGAUGCCGCCGCCCAUGCCGAUGCUGCUCUCGCCGCUGGCUGGCGAUGCCACCAGCAAGUCACAGAAGCCCAAGAAGCCGCACGGCUCGACGCCGCCCAGCAGCCAGGAUACGGCCACGCGCAAGCAGCACCAGCCGCUGUCCGCCAUUUCCAUACAGGAUCUGAACAGCGUACAGUUGCGCCGCACGGAUACGCAGAAGGUGCCGAAACCGUAUCAGAUGCCCGCACGGAGUCUCAGUAUGCAGUGCUUGACUACCAGUACGGAUACAUACUUGAAAACCGAUCUGAUCGCUGAGCUGAAGAUCUCCAAAGAUAUACCCGGCAUCAAGAAGAUGAAGGUGGAGCAGCAGAUGGCCAAUCGCAUCGACUCGGAGCAUUAUAUGGAGAUAACCAAGCAGUUCACUGCCAACAACUAUGUGGACCAGAUACCAGAAAAGGAUCAGGCUGGCAACGUCAUACCCGACUGGAAGCGCCAGAUGAUGGCCAAGAAGGCGGCCGAGCGCGCCAAGAAGGACUUCGAGGACCGCAUGGCCCAGGAGGCCGAAUCGCGCCGCCUCUCACAGAUACCGCAAUGGAAACGCGAUCUGCUGGCGCGUCGUGAAGAAACUGAAAACAAAUUGAAAGCGGCCAUCUACACGCCCAAGGUGGAGGAGAAUAACCGUGUCGCGGACACCUGGCGCCUCAAGAACCGCGCCAUGUCCAUCGACAACAUCAAUCUGGCCAGCUGCAAUGUGGAGCACUACUACCAGCAGGUGCAGGUAAUGCCGACGCCAGCUAGUGCCCAGUUCAACAAGGAGAAUCAUAGCGAUGGCGCCACUGCAGGCAAAGCCAACGAUUCUGAGCAACAGCAGCAACAACAGCAGCAACAACAACAACAGCAACAACAACAGCAACAACAGCAGAUGAAGCAGGAUGCACUUGAUCAAAACGAUGACGAUCAGGACGACAGCGACAACAUCAUUCCAUGGCGGGCACAGUUGCGCAAGACCAACAGUCGCCUGAGCUUGAUCUAAGCUGCAGCCGAAUACGCGUUUAAGUCUCUUGUAGUGCAUUUUUUUUUUCAAAUCAUCCAAUUUUUUUUUUUUUUUUUUUUACUCGAACAUGAAAAUACUUAACUUAACGAACGUGCAAUCACACAUGCUAAGGGAUAUAUACAUAUUUAAUGGAUAUAUAUAUCAUAAUUAUAAGAAAUCUAUAUUUGUAAUCUGGUGAAGAGAUCGAUGGGCUCGAGAGGAGUGCUGUGCGAUUCUUUAAACCUGCUCCAAAUCCAAGGCAAGCUUUAGAUCAAAACAAAAUUGAGAAAAAUCAUUAAAAAAAAAAAAAAAGAAGUGAAGAGAAGAAAAGAAACAUAUAUACAUGAUUAUGGCAUUGUAUAUGUACUAUAUAGAAAUGAUUAAUAUACGUAUACAACUUU